Molecule: messenger RNA, 3252 nt
Organism: Fusarium coffeatum
Lineage: Eukaryota; Fungi; Ascomycota; Sordariomycetes; Hypocreales; Nectriaceae
Exons: 6
Coding region: 1-3252 (1083 amino acids)
Source: RefSeq, a predicted model, not a curated record
AUGACAGGCAGCCUUCUGUCAGGACUGGCACUUGCCACCGGCCAUCAUUUCUUCUACGACUAUCUCAAUGACAGAAUUGUUGAAAGCCAGAACCAACAAGAGUGGUUUCUGCGCAUUGGAACUGGAAUGGCGUUUCUCGUAAGAGCAUUGUUAUCAGCAGCCGUCGGCAUCGCAUACACCCAGAUACUUUGGCGGACACUGAGAUCGAAAUCUAUCACCAUCGAAGGAAUCAAUUCGUUAUUUGGUGUUUCGCACACUGCGUGGGAUUUCACGGCUUUGGAAUUGUGGACAGCUGCUCCAGGACUUGCUAUUGUAGCCAUGAUAGCAUGGGCUCUCCCACUUAUUGCAGUUAUCACGCCGGCUACAUUAAGUAUUGAGAUAUCUUCCGAGACGAAUGUAACGGUCGUCCAUAGCUUUAUUCCAAGCAUCGAUUACGGCCGCACUCUCUGGUACGGUAGCUUCGUGCAAGGAGGUCUCACCAUCUCGUCACACGUCAUCAGGACUCUCCUACCAGUGGCAACUCUAGGCGCCAUCCUCCCGAUCGCCGCUCCGUUUCCCAAUUCCUCCUACACGCUGGAAUUUUACGGGCCUACAAUUUCAUGUGAUAGUCCCCAGAACGACUCCUUCAGAGAAUCGAUAGAGAAAAUUAUUAACAGCGACACAACGGAUGGGGACUACAUGACAUACGUUAGCUUUGUCCCAGUUUCAGAGAAUAUGACUUCCUCGGCUUCCGAGGCAGGCAUAUGGAACGGCGAUGCCAUAGAGGGGUUGCUGCAUGCGUUGAAUGACACUCUGGUUUAUACGACGCCUGCCUUAGACUUUACCGCCAAUAUCACAAAUGGAGACCGGGGUGGUAACCCAGCGACUUUCUACGUCCUCGUCCCAGAUAGACCAUCUGGACAUGCAAACAGGACCAUCGAGUGCCAGCUCCACAACGCGACUUAUUCGCUGAAUAUUACUUUCGACAACGGUUUACAAGACAUAAGAUACAAGACUAAGCGACUGAACGGGGUUUCAGCCUACGAUACCAGACAUUGCUUUCCCGAGCCCACUAGUCAUUGCAAUCAAACCAAUGCGUACCUCACCCUCAUGGCGGCAAUGGGGGAUAUGUUGUUCGGUACUCAACGGUGGUCUGGUCGGAUGCAUCGGACGCGAAUAGCUCAUACUGUUCUCGUUGAUUUGCCGGAUAUGAACUAUAACUAUCGGGGCUACGAGAAGCCAAAGUCUUUGAUUGGCAAUUUGUCAUUGUCUGAUGCGCUUGAGCAGAUGUUCGAGAACACGACGAUAAGUCUGUUGAGCAACUCUGAAUUUCUACAAAACGAUACCACCGGUCCUGUAACCCGCUUUUCUGCACAGAACGCCUUCUCCUACGAGCCCCGCAACCUUUUUAUCGCCUAUGGGAUAGGUAUACUAUUUUCUUUGAUCGUUGUGAUCUUUGGACUGUUGUGUAUCAAGUCUGCCUCUGCAUCGUACACGAAUAGCUUCUCGACCAUCCUGCGGACGACGCGGAAUCCUGAGCUUGACGCUGUCGUGCCUUCUGCAGAGACUUCAGGCGCAGAGCCUUUGUCAAAGCAUCUAAGCAAUGUUCGGCUGGUUUUGAGACGGCAAGGCAACGGGUUGGAAGUCAGCGAUGGUCAAUCUACUUUCUUCGCAGUGGAUACGAAGCAAGAUGAUAUGAAGGAGGAACGAGCGGAACGUCCGACUGAGUCUUUGCUUAAGCCGGACAGGAGGCAUCCAAAAUCGGAUGUGGAUGAGAUAUCAACUACGCAAGAGGGCUCAGAUGUUAAUCUGAAUCACAACAAGGACGCUCGAAAUCCUGGACUAGCUAUCAUGGAUCCACUUUCUAUCGUUGCUAUCUUGGCAGGUGUUGUUGAGGUCGUGAAGACCGGUACUUCUCUUUCAAAAGACCUACAUCGUUUCUACGCCUCAAUUCAAAAUGCGCCUCGCGAGGUACUUGACAUAGUGGCAAGGUUAGCCGAUCUCUCAUUCAUUCUAGGGGAGCUACACGACUUCUUAGAAAAGAAUAAGGACCUAUGCAAGCGCCAUCUCUUGAAAAUCAUUAUUUCUACGAUGGACAGAAUAUCCGCCAUCCAUAAGGAGCUCAAAGGUCUCAUGGAUGGUCAUGCAACAUUGCAGAGGCUUCUGUGGGUAUACAACAAGCCUGAAGUUCAGUACAAGCUCAGCGUGAUCGAGAGUCAUAAAAGUGGUAUUCAACUUAUACAGAACACUCUGCUUCUAGCAGCGUUGACGAGAAAUGAGAAGAAAUCAGGAAAGGCCAACAAGAAGGUCAAGCCCGCCGACAAGCAUGGAAAGAAGAAGAAAGAAUCCAAAAUUGCACACGUUCGACAACAAGCAGAGAACCUGACAUAUGCGUCGUCUAAUUGUAUCACGGAGCUUUCAAACCAACAGCGUUCACGGUCUGAUGAGCCCAGCUUGGAACUACAGGACAGCGAGAUCGCUGAAGGUGACGAGAAAAACAAGCUGAUACGGUUUCGAACUCUGGACAAGCGCCCCGACGAUACCGCGACUUGGCUCUACAACCUAGUCUUCGAGCCUUUGGCCCAGUCAAAACAGGACCCUAGCUCUCAGAGCACCGAAUCCACCGAUAUAGGUGGAGGCAGCUCAGAGAUCACCAUUGGCAUACCUGCAGAGUUGCAAACGGCUAUAUACGAGCCCGGAGUGAGCUCUUAUAUCGUUGACAAGCUAUUGUCUGACUGGACCAUUGAGGAAGAAAACCUUGAAGAUCCAGGGACUGAACAGAGUGCGAUACAAGAGACCAACGAUUGCAAAUGUCACAAGGGAGGAAAACAGUCCAUCACGUUCAACGCAGUUGGGCAACAAUUCACAUUCCCAUUCCAUCUUAUUAGAAAAUGGAAGGGCAUGGAGCAGAAGAUCAAAGAGGCACUUGGACGGCAUGAUGCAAUUGGCCAACAAAUCUUGAACGGCCAAUACGACGUUAUCGGUCCUACAGGCAGUAUCAUAAUGCCCAACUGCUGGAGGUUCCUUAUAGAGCCUGGUAUGGACAUUUCAUUGACAAUACCGCAGAUACCAAGUAAGGGUCGAGCGAAACCGUCUGCAGACCUUCAACCUCAAACUGGCAAGAAGGUCAAAUCACCUAGAAUAGUGACCAUGGAUCCGGGAGUGCUCAGCACUGAGCGAAAGCCGACAGAGAAGGCAAAGCCUGCCAUUCGGAGUAAGGCGAAGACUGAUCCCAAGGAUUCUGGGGCCCAAGCAAAGAAGGGAAAACAGUAG